Messenger RNA from Gongylonema pulchrum, 297 nucleotides. NCBI's taxonomy places the organism in Eukaryota, Metazoa, Nematoda, Chromadorea, Rhabditida, Gongylonematidae. The record is from the annotation of a GenBank genome assembly.
GUAUACAGUGAGGUGGCAAUACGCCACAACAUAGGUGUGCUGGAAUAUUCAAGAACUUGUCAGGCAGCGGCAGCUGGUAUGGCAAGUGGCAUUCUUGGAUUAACCGGUAUCUCCGGCUUUGUUUUCUAUUUCGUCUUGGUUAUCUUACAGGCUAUAUUUUGGGAGAUGAAAGCGAAUUUUGAGUGGCACAAUUACUUCAUCAGUCGGAGUUUAUCACUUACACAUUCGUUGAUAUCUGGCCUCUUCACUUAUAUUUUAUUUUGGGUAUUCCUCUAUGGAAUGGUCCAUGUUUAUUGA